AUUUGUGGUGUGAAUACGCAGGUGUUGAGAAACUUCCAAACAGUAUGUACUUCGACUGCUACAACUCGUGUGCUCUAUAUAAUGUCCCGCGAUUUUGGACAAAUUUAUUAGAGGAAUCGAAAUAAAAUAAUUCACGCGACUAUAUCUGCUGAUCAGAUUGCUGACUGGGGAUAUGGAAUGGCUGCAGCUCUUUUGUAUUAGGCACAAGAAUGAUGCCUUCUUCGCAGUGCUUGCAAUAUAGGUAUAUUUCUCCAUUUGGCCACAACAGUUUGCAAUCCCUCAACUUUCCAGAAGAGAACGACGAGACUAUGGAGAAAAUCUUUACUGAGGACUCCAUCUGUGGCUCAAACUCCACCGAUUCCCAACUCUCUCACACCGACUGUUGCAUGUCUGGAAUUGAGUCAUCUUUGAGUGAACAGGCUGACUUCAAGGAUAUCUGCAGAGACAGAAAGACCAACUACAGAUCCACACAGACCAGCUACAGCCCUUACCAGCCCCCGCUAGGUCUACCUUCCGGCUACAAUCCCCAGACGCCCUUUCCCAGUCAGACGGAAGUAUUCCUGAGCACCCCACACAACAGGGACCUGCUCCACUCGAGUUCCAUAGGCAGCAGUUCGGUGGAAUAUCCCAGUGGCAACCUCCCCUCUUGCUUAGUGUCUGAAAAUUACUGCAGUUAUCCUGGGGAUUCCAGCUACUCUUGCUCUCCAGACAGGCACAGUCUGGGAGAGGGAAGUCUGGAACAGCCGCGUUCACUGCGCUCUAUUCCAACUGCGUUCACGCCUCACAGCUACUGCAUGCCUCCGCACCCCUGCGUGUCCCGUGGGCCGCCCUGCUGUAGUCAAUACCCUGUGGAUGUGUAUCAAAUGGAUCAGGGCUCUCAUUACAGGCCACAUUACCACAUGCCCUGUUGGCCUUCUCGCCCUGAAAACAGCAGACAAUCAGCCUCAGAGUUCACAUAUAGUGGCCACACCUCUUCUCACCCGCGAGCUAAACUAACCCCAAGCACAGCCCCCCUAUCCCUGGAGCAGAGGAAAGUCUUCGUUACAUAUGAAGCAGACAGUGAAAAACAUGUCAAAGAGAUCAUCAACUUUGUCGCCUUACUGAGACACAACGGCUUCUACACUCAUAUUGACAUGUUUGAACAACAGUUCAAGAGCAUAAGCAAGAUUGACUUCAUGGAGAGAUACAUCAGCGAAAAAGACUAUCUGAUCAUCAUAGUCAUUAGUCCAAAGUACCACGAGAUUGUGACUAAUGCCUCGUUUUUCAUGGAAAAUGAUGAAACACUCAACACUGUCUACAUACACAAGCAGUUACAAAAUGAGUUCAUUCAGAACGGUGCCAGGAAUUACAGAUUCAUCCCCAUCUUGUUUCCCGGUGCUAAGAAGUGCCACGUACCUUCAUGGCUUCAAAGCACACAAAUCUUCACCUGGCCCAGAGACCGUGAUGACAUUCUUCGUCGACUCAUGCGUGUUGAGAAGUACAACCCUCCACCCAUAGGAGAGCUGCCCACCAUUGUCUCCAUCCCAAUUUAGUUGGCUAGGUUUGUUUCUGUAUGUAGACCAAUGAUAUGCCAGUUGUAAACAGGCCUGGUAUCCAUUUUAAAUUGGUUUACCCCUCUGAGCAACUAGAUUAGUGUUUAGUAUGCUAUCCCUAAAGCUACAGUUGUUAGAUGUAAUCUUUAUAGAAACCUCAUGUCAUAAUUAAUUAAUAUUUCACAACUCAUCAAUGAUGAAUACAUCAGAAUGUGUCCCGACAUGUAGAAGAACUGCACAUGUGUAUUACAUAUGUAUUUAGUUCAUGAGUUACAUUAUUUGGAUAGCAGUGAUUUUUGGAAGUUAGCUCAGUUUUUUCUUUACUUUGUAUUAAGUUGUAUCAAAUUACAAUAAUUUUGGGGGCAGAAAAGGUCCACUGUUAGUUGUGUAGUGAUGUGCUUCCACAGAAGUUACACUAAAAACAAGCAGCUUUCUGUUGGUCAUUGACACAAAUCCAUGCGACCAACUUGAACUCAUUGUGAAAUCUGCAUGGGGAAAUCUUCUGCUCCAUGCCAAGUUCUUGAUCUUGUGGAUUUCUAUUGAAAUCAAUUUUUUCAGCAAACAUUCGACGAACAAUGAUAAAUGUCACCACACCUUUGGACUUAAUGAAACUUUCUGUAACAUACCCGAUAGCUAUUAAAAAAAUUUUUUUUAAUAUAGAAUAGCUAUAGUCGAGUAGAAAUCUUCAAAGACAUAAACCUUUUCAUCAUGCUUCUUUGCUGUUGUGUGAACCUGAAAGAAGCCAGUACUACAAUAUCUUCACACACUGUACUGUUUAUUAUAAAAAACCGCUUGUGCAUUGUGCCUUAGAAUUUCUCUUUGAAUCAGAAUUGUUCCCGAAGAAAAAAAAACUUUUAUGCUGUGAGCUUCACAUGGAGAUUUCAUGGUCAUUCAUGUUCUUAGAUGAUCAUAGUUUGUUUUUAAAAAAUAUAAACCCAUUUAAUAAAUGAAAUAAUCUGGA
This is a messenger RNA of Cyprinus carpio (common carp), 2493 nucleotides long. RefSeq names its product TRAF3 interacting protein 2-like (gene traf3ip2l). The record is from RefSeq and is a predicted model, not a curated record. Lineage: Eukaryota; Metazoa; Chordata; Actinopteri; Cypriniformes; Cyprinidae. Gene Ontology annotation, biological process: positive regulation of canonical NF-kappaB signal transduction; humoral immune response.